GCGCCAAACCGCGUCAACUCCCAGGUCGGAAGGUACGUACUGCGUCAAACCGCGUCAACUCCAGGUCGGAAGGUACGUACUGCGUCAAACCGCGUCAGAAGGUACGUACUGCAAUCGCAGGGAAACAAGAGAACGACUCCACGAACAAACAGCAACUAUGAGCCACUAGCCUCCCUUUCACCUGCAUGCACCGGGCAAAAGCAUUACUGAAUAGCCCAAAAAGUCGAUUGCAUGAUAUCUGCUCGACGACGCUUUUCGGCAUUCUCCACAGCAACCCCUCUCCUGCGUGCGAGUUGCUGGAAGGCGCCCCUCCACAGCCCGCAGCCCCGUCUGAUCCUCGUCCCGAAUUUGGAUGCAUACGUCUCAUACAGUCGAACAGCUGGUUACUCCAGCAUUGCCGACGCAAUGUUAGGGAGGGCUGUGCAGACUUUCCAGGCGCCGCCGCCGCGGAAGGAAGCAUUGGCGGCGGCAGAAACGGCUAGGGGAGCUCAGUCUCCCGGGUCGUCUCAGGGCGUGGAUGAUAUGUUGAAGAAUGGGACGAAGAAUAAUAACAGGAAGAGCAUUAGUGGGUGGGCGAGACCGGUGUCCCCGAGCUCGUCUGUGCUGUCGAGUGCCCCGUUGUCGGUGUUUUCGAGGAAGAACUCGGCUUCUGCGUUUUCGAGACCGACUACAGCGGGUACUGUCACAUCGACUGCUUAUGCGGAUACAUCGUCUGUGAAAAGGGGGGUUUCUGCGGGCCCAGGCAGACAAGGUUUUGUUGGGGCUAAGGUCGUAACACAAGCAGCAGUUAUUAUCAAUUCUAGCACAGACAUUGUCGACUUAACACAAGAAGCUCCAAGCAAAUCACACGCCCCACAACCUGUCGAAUUUGACUUCGACGAUUUUGACGACGACAGCGACUUGGAUCUAGAAGUGGAGUAUCCACUAGCAUUACCACCCUUGAGUGCGCCGCCUAGACAACUAUUGGCCUCAAUGUCCCCGAAUAAUACUAACUUCCCAGCGUCAAUGCCUCCACCGAAGUUGUCAGCAACUCCUCAACACCUCGCCAAUCCAAGUAGUGGUCCUAUACCUUGGUCCUCAUCUCCGCAAGCACAUAUGGGGCUGCCUCCAGGGGCCGGGGCGAAACGAUCGAGUUUCCAAGAGCCAGAACAACAGAUUACAAACCUGAUUUCAUCCGAACCGUCGAUUGAUGCGAACCCUCGACCGGCAAAGCGGAGGACAACGCCAUGGGCACAGCGGGCGGCGGAGGAGAAGGAGGCGCAACCACAACAGAGAGAACAGGCAGCUAGAUGUACCCAAUGCUUUAAGUGCCAGGGAUAUGGCCAUUAUUCUGGGAGUUGUACCAGAGAACACCCCAAAGACAACGCAAUUCAACAUGACGAAGAUAGCUUUACCCCACUGCCAAAAGAAAAAUCAUUACCCUGGAAUACCACUGCAAGCGCUAUCAGGGACAAACGUGGGGCUUUCAGAGAGCACCAGAAGACGCUGAAAAUGAAGAGGGAGCAUACAUCUAUAACGGAAAUGUUCAAGACCAAACCAAAAGCAUCGACCAAGGAGGAGAAGGGGGCUAAUAUAUUCCUCAGCUCUGAGCAGAGCAACGUCUUGGAACUCGUCACCCAACAGAAGAAGAGCGUAUUCUUCACGGGUUCUGCCGGAACGGGAAAGUCUGUGCUGAUGCGAGCCAUUAUUGCGGAGUUGCGCAAGGUAUAUAAGAAGGAGCCUGAUAGGGUUGCUGUCACUGCGUCUACUGGUUUGGCUGCUUGCAAUAUUGGCGGUGUUACAUUGCAUAGCUUCGGUGGGAUUGGGCUUGGGAAGGAAUCUGUGCCUGACUUGGUGAAGAAGAUUAUGAGGAACCAGAAGGCGAAGAACCGGUGGUUGAGGACCAAGGUUCUGGUCAUCGAUGAAGUUUCCAUGGUCGAUGGGGAGCUAUUUGAUAAGCUGGAGGGCAUUGCUAGGUUCAUCAGGAAGAACGGAAGGCCGUUUGGUGGAAUUCAACUGGUCGUCACGGGAGAUUUCUUCCAGUUGCCGCCGGUGCCGGAUUAUGGCAAGCAGGUUAAAUUUGCAUUCGAUGCAGAUAGCUGGUCGACCUCGAUCCAUCACACUAUUGGUUUGACGGAGGUUUUCAGACAACGCGACCCAGUAUUCGCCAAUAUGCUCAAUGAGAUGCGAUUGGGCAAGAUUAGCGAUGCGACCAUGAAGGCUUUCAGGAAGCUAGAUAGGCCUCUGGAGGCCUCUGGCCUUGAUGCAACCGAGUUAUUCCCAACCAGAAACGAAGUCGACAACUCCAACUUCAUGAAGAUGCGCCAACUCCAAGGCGCCGGCAAAAUCUACCUCUCCGAAGACAGCGGCAGCGUCCGCGACCCGCAACAACUCGAGCGCCUCCUCCAGAACUUCAUGGCCCCGAAGAAGCUCGAGCUCAAGAAGCACGCCCAGGUCAUGCUGAUCAAGAACAUGGACGAUAACCUCGUCAACGGCUCCAUCGGCAAGGUCAUCGGCUUCAUGAACGAGAAAACAUUUGAGGUCUACGAAGGCGUCGAUCUCGACCCCCUGGACAACAAUGCGGUCUCCGAAACAGAAGACCCGCACGACGCGACCCGCGAAGCGAAACGUCGCAUCCGCGGGAUGAUGAAUAAAGACCUCAUCGCCGACACCGGGAAGGAGUACCCCCUGGUCCGCUUCUUCGCCGCGGACGGCACAUCGCGCGACCUCCUCUGCCAGCCCGAGGACUGGAAAGUGGAACUCCCCAACGGCGAGAUCCAAGCGCAGCGGCGGCAGAUCCCGUUGAUCCUGGCGUGGGCGCUGUCGAUCCAUAAGGCGCAGGGACAGACGCUGGAGAGGGUCAAGGUCGAUCUGCGCAAGGUUUUCGAGAAUGGGCAGGCGUAUGUGGCGCUGAGUCGCGCGACGACGCAGGAGGGGCUUUGGGUGCAGAAUUUCAAUCCGAGGGCGGUGAUGGCGCAUAAGAGGGUGGGGGAGUUUUAUGAUAGUUUGUAUAGUGUUAAUAAGGCGAUGAGGCAUCCGAAGGUGCAGCCGGAGGGGGGGGGGCAUAAGAAGCAGGAGAAGGUUCAGGGUGCCGUGCAGAGGAUGGAGGAUAGGCAGAUGAUGGGGGAGUUGGAGAGUUGGGAGGAGGAUGAGGAGGCUAUGGUUGCUUAUGGGUGAUUUUUCUUGGGGGUGGGGGGACUGAUAUGUAGACAUAGACAGAUCUGUCGAGUUGGGGGCAUCGCUACUACGUAUAGACGCUGUGGGUGUAGGGAAUCAAUAGCUUGUAGCUUCACGUCACUCGUAGCAAAUUACAUCAAAGUAUGAAAUAAACC
Molecule: messenger RNA, 3311 nt
Organism: Pseudogymnoascus destructans
Lineage: Eukaryota; Fungi; Ascomycota; Leotiomycetes; Thelebolales; Thelebolaceae
Exons: 4
Coding region: 232-3156 (974 amino acids)
Biological process (GO): telomere maintenance; DNA repair
Molecular function (GO): DNA helicase activity; ATP hydrolysis activity
Source: RefSeq, a predicted model, not a curated record